AUGGCCACGUUUUACGGCGGACCCGACGCGUCGGGCACUUGGGGUGGUAACUGCGGUUACGGGAAUCUCGUGCAAGCCGGUUACGGCAUCCUCGUCGCGGCGGGGAGUCCCCCUCUUUACAAGGGCGGGAAGGGAUGCGGCGCUUGCUACCGGAUAUCGUGUACCAACAGCACGUAUUGCAACAAGGGCGUAUCCAUCGUGGUCGCUAUAACGGAUCUCUGUCCUGGCGGGGGUUGGUGUUGCCCCACCUGUCGCCACUUCGACCUAAGCGAACCUGCUUUUAUCGCGCUUGCGAACCGCGCCGCCGGCUUCGUUCCCCUCGCCUACGAACAAGUGCCAUGUGUCUUCUCCAACAACAUUCGCCUCACCGCUACCGGGUCGCCUUUUUGGCUGAACCUUCUGAUUCGCCAAGUCGCGGGUCCCGGCGACCUUUCGCUUGUCGAGCAAGCCUCCUGCGACCAAUUCACCUGGCAAAUCGCCCGCCAAACCUCCUUCCAAAUCGCCACCGACUAA
Messenger RNA from Closterium sp. NIES-65, 513 nucleotides. Lineage: Eukaryota; Viridiplantae; Streptophyta; Zygnematophyceae; Desmidiales; Closteriaceae. The record is from the annotation of a GenBank genome assembly.